Molecule: messenger RNA, 4828 nt
Organism: Populus euphratica (Euphrates poplar)
Lineage: Eukaryota; Viridiplantae; Streptophyta; Magnoliopsida; Malpighiales; Salicaceae
Exons: 10
Coding region: 709-3924 (1071 amino acids)
Biological process (GO): protein phosphorylation; signal transduction
Cellular component (GO): cytoplasm
Molecular function (GO): protein kinase activity; protein binding; ATP binding
Source: RefSeq, a predicted model, not a curated record
AGAAGCAUGCGAGAGCGAGCGGAGUGCUAGAGUUCAAACAAAUGAUGCCACGAGAGAGGAGAGAAUGCAGGCAGUGCCUGCCACGUAUGAGACUACAUGGCAAGCAGCCAUUGCCUUGCAAUUGUGCCAUCUCCCCUUCCUUCUCUCUCUCUAUCUCUAUCAUCAUCGCAGUCGCAACCCAAACCAACCCAACCCAACCCUCCUCCAGACCCCAUUUUUUAGCUUCCUUUUCUUCCUUCCUUCCCUUGUUUUUGUUUUCCCUUCCCACAGAAACCCCACUAACCCAAUUAUGAGAAACAGACAUAAAUUUUUAAACUUGGAAGUUCUUGUUUUCCUAUUUUAAUUUGUUCACCAGGUACCUUCUUGUUUCAUUUUAGGAACUGGGAUUUCUUUCUUUUACAUAUUAUUGAACCGAAUCUGGGUUCUUAAAGGAGGGUUCGUUUUGAUGUUUUGAGUUGUUUAUGACUGUAGUUCCUCUUGGUUUAGAUUGAUAAACAUAGUUUUUUUUUUUUUUUUAAAUUUAGGGAUCUUUUUUCUUGUUUUUGGUGUUGCUGGAAUUAGUGGCAAUGACUGAUUUUGGUGAUUUUAGGGGCUUUUUAUGAGCUUCCAAAUGAAGAAUCAGUUUGUUAUUUGCUUUGUUAGAAUCAUCAGUGAAUUGCGUUGUUAUACUUUCAAUUUUGAGAAAGCUGUUAAUAUUGAUGUGUUGUGAUGUUACACUCCAUGUGUAAUAACAGAAUUGAAUUCUUGAAUAAGAUUGAUAAUCCUGUUGAUAAUCAGCAAGGUCUCUACAUCAUGGAUACACCAAUGUCUACCACUAAUUCCACAGCUGGUUCCAACCCUGGUUCGAACGAUGAUACCCCACGUGUUAAAUUACUGUGUAGUUUCUUAGGUAGCAUAAUGCCUCGACCCCAAGAUGGGAAAUUGCGUUAUGUAGGUGGGGAGACGCGGAUUGUGAGUUUGCCUAGGGAUAUUAGUUAUGAGGAGUUGAUGAGUAAAAUGAGAGAGCUUUAUGAUGGGGCGAUGGUGUUGAAGUAUCAACAGCCUGAUGAGGAUCUUGAUGCGUUAGUCUCGGUUGUGAAUGAUGAUGAUGUGAUUAACAUGAUGGAGGAGUAUGAGAAAUUGGGUUCUGGGGAUGGUUUCACCAGGCUUAGGAUUUUUCUGUUUUCGAAUACAGACCAAGAUGGUUCAGCCCAUUAUGUUGAUGGGGAUGGAAGGGAGAGUGAAAGAAGGUAUGUGGAUGCACUAAAUAAUUUGAACGAGGGGCCUGAUUUUAGAAGGCACCAUCCUGAUUCCCCUUUGAUGGGUCCAAUUGAUGACAUUCAUUUACAAGAACAGUUUUUUAAUGGAAUGAAUCUUGAUGGUGGUCUCCUUAGCCACAGGAGUGGUGAGAUGUCAAUAUCACAGUACAACUUGCAUCAUGUUGCUAUUGCUCCUAGGUAUAAUGAGAUGGAGGGUCCAUGGAGUCCAGCAUAUUAUUCUCCUAGGCAUCACGGGCACCAUGAUCCAAGACCAUUAUCAGAGAUCCCAAACUCACCCCCUUCUGCACGGUACCGUAUGCAGUUUGGGGAAUUACCCGAUAAAGGGAUGGAAAGAAUGCCUGAAGAAUAUGCUCGGUUGCAGCUAAAUCAGCAUCCCCCUUUUGAUCACCAGGCACAGUAUUCUGAAAAUGUAGUAUGGAUGCCUGCUGGAGUAGUAGGUGGUGAUAAGGGUGGUUUUCCAGGUAACUUGCUGCACGGUCCCAGUGUUUUGGAAGGGAACAGUGUUUGUGAGCACUGCAGGGGGGCUUUCCCAAGAAAUCAACUGCAUUUGGAGCAACUCUGCAUGGGAAAUGGACUUCCUCAGGUUGCUAAUCCAGGUGCUGACUUUCCCCCAAACAGGGAGGCUUUCAUAGUAAAUGCAGAUGUGAAGGUGCACCACCCAGUGUAUCCCAGAGAGCAGAAUGAUCCACGAGCUGUCUACAAUGAGACACAAGACCAUGAAAGCGGAUGGAUUGUGCAGCAUCAGUUGAGUCCCCGCGCUGAUGAAGCCAGAAAACAUAUCUCUGGAGCUGCAAGAUUCACUGAUCACUACAUUGUAGAUGGUCCUGGCAUGAAUUACCCCCCUGGGCAUGGUAAUUUGGUAGAUGGCCAUCAUAUGUCCUCCCAUCACCGUCCUGGACCUGAAUUGGGUAAUGAUGUGUUUCACGAUCAAACUGUGGCUGCUGUCCACAGCCUACAAAUUUCACCUCCCGAGGAACGCGCGGUACGGUAUGGGAAUUUUCCUUAUGUUUAUGGAUCUGAGAAUCUUCACACAUCGCCACAUGGACAUGCACAUCCACAGACUUUAUGGAGAAAUGCUCAAAUUCCAGUACAUGGCACUCCUUAUGAAGCAUCCGGUGCGGCUCCACAUGUGAGUAGUACUGUUAAUCCAUCGUUUCUUAGGGGCACGGCAGAAGGUAGUCAAAGGAGUGGCAUUGGCGUGGAUUGUCAGAAACCUUGGGCUGAGUCCUCACAGAAAAUGCUGGUUUUUGAUGGGACAAAUUCCUUGGAAUAUUCUCACGGUCAUAUGUUGAAAUUGAAUCCAAAUGCUAAUGGGGUAGAAAAUAAUCAGUCGUUUGCUCCAGAACCCCUUCAACCACCGCUCCAACAUGAAAUGCUAAACUUAUCUGUAAAUACAGUUACUUCUGGUUAUAACCCAGAGUUAAGUAAUGCCAAUGUAGCUGAAGCAUCAAAAGUGGAUGGAACAAUCUUUCUUGGUGUAGAAAACCAAGCAAAUUGUGUGGGGAAAGUUGAAAACUUGGAUGUGUCAUGCAUGCCUUGCCUGGAUCAGGACAUGAUUGCUGAUAUGCAUGGCCAGGCAGCAUUUCCUGAGGCUGUCAAUUCCAAUUUCUCGAGGUUAGCUGGAGAAAGUGGUGAUACAGUGAAAGCGGGAGAAAGAGAUCCUUCUGCUGUUCCUGGAGAUCCAAACCUGUCAAUUAGCCGCAUGAGUUUCUUACCUGAUUUAAUUGCUUCUGUAAAGAGGGCUGCACUGGAAGAGGCUGAAGAGGUGAAAGCUAGAGUCAAAGAAAAUGCUGAUCCUGCAAAUAAUGAUUCAAUAUCAGAAGUAGAUGAUAAGGAGCCUGAAGCUGUGAAUACACAUGAAGAAGCAGAGCUGGGAUCUGACAAUGACAACAUAAAAAACAACAAAAUUGAGCCUACGAAGGCUGAGGCAGAAGCUAUAGAAAGGGGAUUGCAGACAAUAAAAAAUGAUGAUUUGGAGGAGAUUCGUGAAUUAGGAUCUGGAACAUAUGGAGCUGUAUAUCAUGGGAAAUGGAAGGGUUCUGAUGUGGCUAUAAAGAGAAUAAAAGCCAGCUGCUUUGCCGGGAGACCUUCAGAAAGAGAGCGUUUGAUUGCAGAUUUCUGGAAGGAGGCUUUGAUAUUGAGUUCAUUGCACCAUCCAAAUGUUGUUUCUUUCUAUGGUAUUGUUCGUGAUGGCCCUGAUGGAUCAUUAGCAACUGUUACUGAGUUUAUGGUUAAUGGAUCUCUGAAACAGUUUUUGCAGAAGAAGGACAGAACCAUUGAUCGUCGUAAAAGACUCAUCAUAGCUAUGGAUGCUGCUUUUGGAAUGGAGUAUUUGCAUGGGAAGAACAUUGUUCAUUUUGAUUUGAAAUGUGAGAACCUGUUAGUAAAUAUGAGAGAUCCGCAAAGGCCAGUUUGCAAGAUUGGUGAUCUGGGCUUGUCAAAGGUGAAACAACACACGUUAGUUUCAGGUGGUGUUCGUGGAACUUUGCCCUGGAUGGCACCUGAGCUUUUGAGUGGCAAGAACCACAUGGUAACAGAGAAGAUUGAUGUUUACUCAUUUGGGAUUGUUAUGUGGGAAUUACUUACGGGAGAAGAACCUUAUGCUGACAUGCACUGUGCCUCCAUAAUUGGAUAUCAGUCAGGGAAAUACCCUAAAAGCCCUUGAAGUGCAGCAGCUGCUCUGUGUGGAUGCAAGGAUGCUGUAGGAGCUGCUCAAUUCUUCUACAUUGUUCAUCCAAGUGCCUUUCAUGAGCAUGGCCAAACCAACUAAUAUGGAGGAAUUGUGAACAACACAUUACGACCUCAAAUUCCCACAUGGUGUGAUCCGGAGUGGAAGUCUUUGAUGGAAAGUUGUUGGGCCUCGGAUCCAUCGGAGAGACCAUCAUUCUCAGAGAUUUCUCGGAAACUGAGGAACAUGGCUGCUGCAAUCAAUGUGAAAUAAUUCCAGCUCUGAGGCGGUCAAUUUUCAUUUCUUGACUAUCAUUGUGGCAGAAAAGGGGGAAAUACAAGCAAAUAAAUAAAUGAAUAGAAAGAUUUCUCCGAUUAAUGUCAUGUCACCGUACGAGUUCUCAAAUAUUUACAGGCUAAUAUUAUUAUUAUGCAACCUUAUCAAGCUUUUAUUUAAUGUUGCUAUGAAUUAGGAUUGUUCUUUUCAAAGUGCAGUUACAAGCACACUGGAUUUUACCUCGAGGCUUACAUAAUACGAAGAGCUGUGGAUGCACAAGCGGAAUGUUUUUUUUACCUGUUUGGAUCGAUCAAAGUCAUUUUACCUUGGGCAAUUUCUACUAUUAUUUGAUGUUGGACCCAAGUUUUUUUACGAGGAAGGGCGUGUAUAUACAAGUCAAAUCGUAAUUAAAGAGUCCGAGCUUUAUCUUGUGAGCGAUUAUGAUGCAUAAUGCUUAGAACUUGAAACUAUCUGUUAUGAACAGAACUGAAGUUCAAUAUAUGGUCUGGAGAUGUAAAAUGUAUAUGAUAAUCACUUGAGGAAAUACUUGCAUUAUGUAUCCUUGCGAUGAUAUGUCCAGGUACAAGUUCAUGAAGCCUGAGAAUUGUUUCUUUUGAUUUUGCUU